Caenorhabditis sp. 36 PRJEB53466 is the source of this 2736-nucleotide messenger RNA. NCBI's taxonomy places the organism in Eukaryota, Metazoa, Nematoda, Chromadorea, Rhabditida, Rhabditidae. The record is from the annotation of a GenBank genome assembly.
AUGAGUAAUCUGUUCGCGUGUGCCAUCUGCGGACUCUGUCGGUACAAUCACGACGUCGUGCGGGCGCCGAAACUGACGACGGGCGGUCGAAAAGAGGACUGGCACGUGGCGAUCGGCGAAAAUGCGAUGAAACGAAUAAAUAAAGUGAACGCGGCGUUCAUUUGCGUCGAACAUUUCGGCGAUGUGAAGUCGACGUUUGAUAAGGACGGAAAAUUGAGAAAACGGGCGGUGCCGACGUGGAUUUCGGCGGGCGAACAGCGGAAAAACGAUGAUUAUUUCAACGAUCACGGAUAUUUCAAAUUGGAUAAAGUGCCAGAGAGACAGGAUCGCAUGCUGAACGUUGUUAAUUGCUCGCAGUGCAGUCAGAUGGUCCCAAGGUUAUAAAAAUGUUAAUAAACUUCAAUUUUUCAAGUUUCUGUUCAGAAAUGAGAUGACUUUGCAUGCCGAAACGCACGCUCCGGUGUACAUGAAUCUUUACGAGCAUCUCUGUAAAGAACACGUAAGAAAUCCGGUAAACCACUCAAAAAACGAAAGCGUUUCGAAAAAAUCUGAAAUUCCAGAAGCCGCCGACCGAAUUAUUCUCGUCGGAAUGCAUCAAUUGCUCGAAUAUUCAGUCGAGAGCGGCUUACACACUGGCGCAAUCCGAGGCCGAACGAUGCUUUCCAAUGUUCAAAUUUGUAGGCUUAAAAAAAGAAAUAAGCUUUUUUCGCAAUUUUUUGUUGCAGAAUCUGAUUGAGCAGCGCGAAUUCCGUCAUUUCACCUACAUGCUGAUGCCCGAACUUCGUCGAGAAUAUCUAAAUGUGAAGAUUUUUUGUUAAAAAAAAUACAAAAAUUACAAUAUCAUUUCCAGGCACGCCCACAUCGCUGCGGACGGGAAAAAGAGAACGAUCCGCCGGGAAAAAAGGUGAAAAUUGAGGAGGAAUCGUCGGAUUUUGAUUUAGUCGAUAUUAAAGAGGAGAGUUCGUUUGAUGAAGAGCCCGAAAAUGCGGAAACGGACGAUGAUUACGGUAGGCUGGGUCUCGCAGCGAAAAUUUCCAUUUUUACCCGAAUAACCGUGAAAAUAGUCUUGAAAUUUGAAGAAACUUACAACCAAUUGUUUUCCUACGGAGCGCACUUUCUUUCAGUUCCAUCGGAAGAAUCGGACGACGAGGAGGAACUGGAGAAGGAAUGGAGAAUGGAAAACGGCGACAAGAAGAGCUACCGGGCGCGCGAUGUUCCGUGCCUUUCACUGGAAGACGAAUACGACGAGGACCCGCAUCCGACGCUCGAGAAGCUCAUUCAAAUCUGCGAGCGUCUCGGAGUGUGCCAGUUCCACACCAUUUUCAACUUUUACGAAGUCCGCAGAAGACUAGAGCGUGUGAAGUGUGCGAAAGGGGACACUUGCUCGCGGAUCCGCAGAUUUAUGGAGAUGGAGAAUCUGCCGAUCGAACUGAUCCGAUUGGAUCCCGAACAGAAACAGAAGAUGUUGGAGGCGUUUGCGCUGCACAAAGAGACUGGAAAGAACUUCUCGACGGGCUUCUCCUAUAUGGUACAACUACAGUAAUCCUAUGCAAUUCUACUGUUAUCUGACUUUUCAGCUUGCUGAUCAGCUGAAGUUGGCUCCGAAUUUUGUGCGUUACGAGUACAAAAAGUUCAGGGUAGGAUUUUUUCAAGAUUAGGCAAAAGGCCGACCUACUUUUAAACCACUUGCAAUAUUCCGAUCAUAUCCAAACUUUGAAGACUUGUUAGACUUGGAUUGAAGUAUUUUGAGUCCAUGGUUCAAACCGAUCCGAUUAUCCAGUCCAGAGAUAUACUGAUUUAAAGAAAAACCCGGGUUUUCUUUAGAUCACCAUAUCUUCCAGAUAAUCCGAUGGGUCUGAAACUUGGUCCCAAAAUACUUCAAUCCAAGUCCGAAAAGCCUACAAAGUUUAGAUCCGAUCGGAAUAUUGCAAGUGAUUCGAAAGCCCAGACCCCUCGAAUUUCCAGCGCCAGGGACCUCCAACGACGCCCGCGCAGAAGAGAUUUCCGGUCGUCCGUCGAUACACUGCAGAAAUGACGCGUAUUCUCGAGGAGGCGUUCGAAACCAAACAUUUGUUGGCUCCGGAUCGAGAAUGGCCACGUGGAAUGCUCAAAUUGAUUGGCAAAAAGGCGGGAAUCACGGCGGAACAAGUGUCGAAUUGGAUGGGAAAGAGAAAGUUGAAGAGCCAGGCACAGGUGAUUUUCGAAAUUGUCAAUUUUUGAAUGUUUACCUAAUUUGGCGAUUUCAGACGCCUCCAGAACGUCGUCACACAUUCACUCGUCACGAAUUCGAGACGCUUCACAGCGAAUUUCUGAAGAACGCCUACCCGAGCACAAUUGCGCUCAAACAACUCGCGGAACAUUUGAACUUGGCGCCGUUGACCGUCAUGCGCUUCUUUGACACUCAACGAACGACGGUCCGAAAACAGAGGGAUCUGAAGACGUUGACGAAGGAUUUGGCCGAAAUUCCCGAGGAAAAAUGCGCGGUCUUGAGAGAUUUCUACGAGAAGAAGAGCAAUUAUGCGAACGAACGAGUUGCGGUGAGCCGGAAAUCUCUGGAAAAAAUGGUUAAACUUAUAUGAAUUUCAGUUGGCCGAAAGUCUGGGACUGUCGUAUCAGCUGGUGACGCACUGGCUGGAACAGUACAAGAAAAGUGUGUCAAAGGGCCGAGGAAGAUCGAUGAAAAUGAAGAACUCUUCCGGCGAACACAUCGAUUCGGACUGCUCCGAAGAGCUUUAA